Messenger RNA from Cornus florida, 1095 nucleotides. RefSeq lists its product as uncharacterized. Gene Ontology annotation, cellular component: SCF ubiquitin ligase complex. The coding region runs from base 1 to 1095 and encodes 364 amino acids. Gene Ontology annotation, biological process: SCF-dependent proteasomal ubiquitin-dependent protein catabolic process. Lineage: Eukaryota; Viridiplantae; Streptophyta; Magnoliopsida; Cornales; Cornaceae. The transcript has a single exon. The record is from RefSeq and is a predicted model, not a curated record. Gene Ontology annotation, molecular function: protein binding.
AUGGAUAGAUUCGGCGAUGACGUGCUGGGCUUAAUUCUCAACUGGGUUGAUAACCCUAAUGAUAGAAAAUCAUUCUCUGAAGUCUGCAAGCAUUGGUACAAAGUCGAGGGUCUUCACCGAUCAUCUUUACAGGUUUUCGAGCCCAAUCUUCUUCCUAAUUUCUUACCCAGAUUCCCAAACUUAGUCUCAUUGAAAUCAAUAAAAGUGAUCACCAAUACCCAAAUCAAAUUCAUCGCCAAAACUUGUCCCAAUAUUGAAGUUCUCAAUCUCAACUACAAAAGAACACAUGAUGGGUUUCGUGAUAUACCGGCUUGGGAUGAUGUUGAUGGUUAUGGUAUAUGUGAGAUAGCAAUGGGGUGUCCCAAUUUAGCUGAACUGUAUCUGAGGAGGAGAUGCCAAGUUAGGAAUUUUGGAGUCAUUUCUAUUGUUAAUUUGGCUCGAAAUUUGACAACUUUGGAUUUGGCUGGAUGCAAUAGGAUUGCAGAUGAAGCCCUUAAAGCUAUUGGGAAUGCAAAUUCAUUGCAGGUUUUGAGUUUGCAAGGUUGUUGGUUAAUCACAGAUAUGGGUUUGGCUUUGUUGGCAAGUGGGUCUCUGUCUAGGACUCUGCGAAAAUUGGUUAUUGCAGAGUGUGAUCGGAUUACAGAUAUUGGGGUAUUGCAUUUGAGGGAAAUGUGUUGUUUGGAGGAGUUGAAUCUAGCAGACUGUGGAGCGAAAGUUACUGACAUUGGAGGUGUGGCAAUUGCUGCAAUGCAGACUCUCAAGACUUUGCACUUACCGUGGUUGAUUAACAUAUCAGAUGCUACAGUCAUUUCUCUUGCUCAAAACUGCCUGAAUUUGAUGGCGGUUGAUCUGACGGGUUGUGAAUUAAUAACGGGUGAUGGCAUUCGUGCCUUUGCAAAUCAUAAGUCUUUGGAAAUUCUUGUGUUGGCUUCUUGUCACAACUUUAAAGGGGAUGAUGUGCUAGAGAUGGUGCUUGGAUGCCGCACCUUGAGGCACAUUAUGCUGGACGAAAGAAUGAGAAUGUGGAUCCCUGUGACAAUGCAAGAGAAUAUUAGCAAAUUUUGUAUGUUAGAGUGGAGGAGAACUGAUGGAUGA